Saccostrea cuccullata (small rock oyster) is the source of this 6703-nucleotide messenger RNA. Its product is annotated as activating signal cointegrator 1 complex subunit 3-like. The record is from RefSeq and is a predicted model, not a curated record. Lineage: Eukaryota; Metazoa; Mollusca; Bivalvia; Ostreida; Ostreidae. Gene Ontology annotation, molecular function: ATP hydrolysis activity; ATP binding; nucleic acid binding.
AUGACGUCCUUACCGCGACUGACGGGAGCUUUACGAGCAUUUGCCAAUGUUAGCAGAGACACAGGGAUAUCACUCACUGAUGAGCAUCAAGAGUUAGUUCGUAAGCGACAGCUUGCAGCAAAGAAACAGACAGAUACUGUCAGCUGGCAGCGACUGACGGAGGUUAUAAACAAAGAAGCUGAUGUGUCAAAGGAGGAAGUGAAAGCAGCUCUCAAAGAACUAACUCAGUACGCCAAAUCAAUAGUGGGAUCAGAAGCAGAUUUAGAGACAAUAGAGAGUUCAGCAGCAUUCCUGUUUGAACUUCUCAAGUCUGCUAAUAUUGUUGGGAAAAAAGAGACAACAAAACUUCGACAGAUCUUCGGACCAUUUCCAGCCUCAGCAGCCAGCAAUGCAUGUUCAUUGGUCAACAAAAUAGUGUCAUGGUUACCAGAAAACACACUUGAUUCCCUUGGUAACCAGGACCGACAGGAGGCAGAUGGAGAAGCCAGUGUCAAGGAGUUCGGGAUGAACAUUAAGUUCAUAGGUCAAAGUCCAGAAUCUUAUUUUGAGGACGAGGAUUUUAGUUCGGAUUCUGAUGAAGGUGAGAGGAGAGAGCUGGAUCUGAAAUAUGUAGCUUCCCAUAAACCAAUCGCUGCCAAGAGGGAAUCACCUGACAAGGAAAGGUAUGAUGCGUCAUGGCUACAAAGGGAGGUAAUCAAGUAUUUUCCUGGGGAGGAAAAUUAUCUGGGUAUGAGUAGAGAGGACUUAUGCUCCACCAUAUUUGAUGUUCUGACAGCAUCCAACUCAGACGAAGAACUUCAAAAUAAUCUCUUUGAGCUUCUGGGCUUUGACAGAUUUGAACUCAUCCAAAGUUUGAUUCAAAACAAAAGAAAAAUUAUAGAGGGAGCUUUAACUCGACCAGAGAGCAGUAAACAAACACGAGCUAAAGCUGAUGGAGGAAACAGGCCACCAGUUACCCGGCCCACCUAUGGUUGUCAAGUUACUGUACAGACAGAGGAUGAGAAGCAUCUGAUGAAGAUAAUGAGGAAGGAGGAGAAGAGAGACAGGAGGAGAGACGAGGAGGAGGAAGAUGUGGGCUUCCUCUUCAAUCCUCAGCAACUCAGGGCUCAAAGAGAAGCUGCAUUAAAGGCCCCCGCUCCAAUGUUCAGUGGGGGCAGGGGAGGUUACACACCCCGAGAGAAAUAUCCCUAUGUAUUCGACUCCAUGGAAGAGGCCAGACAGUCCUCAGCUUUCAUUGGAGGAGUCAAGAUGGUUUUACCAGACACGUUCACCAGGAAGAGUACCAAGUUAGCAGAGGAGGUCAGGAUCCCCCACACGGAGGCCCAGGCCACAAAUGUGGGGGACAAGAGGGUACAGAUCGCUGACCUAGACGAUGUUGCUAAGCUAGCGUUUAAGAACACCAAGGCCCUGAAUCGUAUCCAGUCAGUUGUAUUUGAUGCUGCAUACAAGACGAAUGAGAAUCUGUUGAUUUGUGCCCCCACUGGUGCUGGGAAGACAAAUAUUGCCAUGUUAACAAUACUUCAUGAGAUGAAACAGCACAUAUCACAGGGGGUCAUUAAAAAGGAUGAGUUCAAGAUAAUUUAUGUGGCCCCUAUGAAAGCGUUGGCUGCAGAGAUGGUCCGUAACUUUGGGGGUCGAUUAGAACCACUCGGAAUUGCUGUCAAGGAACUUACAGGAGACAUGCAGUUAUCAAAGUCUGAAAUAAUGAAAACACAGAUGUUGGUGACAACACCAGAGAAGUGGGACGUGGUGACUCGUAAGAGUACUGGGGAUGUGGCACUGACCCAGCUGGUCAAGUUACUAAUUAUAGACGAGGUCCAUCUUCUUCAUGAUGACCGAGGGUCAGUCAUAGAGAGCCUGGUAGCCAGAACCAUCAGACAGGUGGAGAGCUCCCAAAGUAUGAUUCGUAUCAUUGGUUUAUCUGCCACCCUCCCUAACUACAUUGAUGUGGCCCGAUUCCUUCAUGUCAAUCCUUAUGUAGGACUCUACUUCUUUGAUGGAAGGUUUAGACCAGUCCCUCUCGGACAAACAUUUGUAGGAAUUAAGGCGACCAGUAAAGUUCAGUUUCUGCAGGACAUGAACACGGUUUGUUAUGACAAGGUCCUGGAACAAGUCAGGCAGGGUUACCAGGUGAUGGUGUUUGUUCAUGCUCGGAAUGACACUGUCAGGACGGCCAUGGUCCUCCGAGAAAUCGCCAAAAACAACGGAGAGAUGGGGUUCUUCUCUCCAGAGCAGUCCGCUCAGUAUGGGCAGGCAGAAAAAUCAACACUGAAAUCUCGUAACAAGCAGCUUAAGGAGCUGUUCCCCGAUGGUUUUGGAAUUCACCACGCAGGCAUGCUCAGACAGGACAGGAACUUGGUGGAAAGAUAUUUCGCGGCAGGACACAUUAAAUGUCUGGUGUGUACAGCCACGCUAGCCUGGGGAGUCAACCUGCCUGCUCAUGCUGUCAUCAUUAAGGGCACAGAGAUUUAUGAUUCUAAGAAGGGAGCUUUUAUAGAUCUGGGAAUUCUGGAUGUCAUGCAGAUCUUUGGGCGAGCCGGUCGUCCACAGUUUGACAAGUUUGGACACGGUACGAUCAUCACGGCACAUGAGAAGUUGUCUCAUUACCUGUCACUGAUGACGCGACAGAAUCCAAUAGAGAGUCAGUUUGUGAACAGUCUGACAGACAACCUUAACGCCGAGAUAGCUCUGGGUACAGUGACUAACAUUGAGGAAGCAGUGAAGUGGCUGAGUUACACCUACCUGUAUGUCAGGAUGAGGUGUAAUCCUCUGGUCUACGGUAUCAACUAUAAUGCUGUGGAGAAUGACCCGUUGUUGGAGCAGCAUCGUCGAGAUUUGAUUGUGGAUGCAGGUAGGAAGCUGGACAAGGCCCAGAUGGUCAGGUUUGAUGAGAGGACCGGUUAUUUUGCCUCCACAGACCAGGGCCGUAUUGCCAGCCACUUCUACAUCAAGUACGACACGGUCGAGGUGGUGAAUGAGCAUUUAAAGCAAAUUAUGACAGAGGCAGAUGUAUUUGCACUGUUGUCCAAGUCUCAAGAGUUUGACCAAAUCAAGGUCCGUGAUGAUGAGAUGGAUGAAUUGGACGACAUUCUCCACAACAUCUGUGUGAUGCAGGUGCUUGGCGGAUCAGAGAACACCUACGGUAAAGUCAACAUCCUGUUACAGGCCUAUGUGUCCCGACACAACAUGGACGCGUUCUCUCUGGUCUCAGACCAGGCUUAUGUGGCUCAGAAUGCUGGUAGGAUAGUUAGAGCCCUGUUUGAAGUCAGUUUGAAGAAAGGUUGGCCAGUGAUGGCAGGGCGACUUCUGAACCUUUGUAAGACGAUAGACAAGCGACUCUGGGGGUUUGAGAACCCUCUCCGACAGUUCCCCCUCCUCACCAAUGAAAUCCUCAACAAACUGGAGGCCAAGAAACUGACCGUGGACAAACUGAAGGAAAUGGACCCUAAGGAAAUAGGUCACAUGGUUCACCAUCCUAAAAUGGGUGGAGUGAUAAAGAAAUGUGUGAAUCAGCUUCCCUCAUUGGAUCUAGAGGCCAGUAUUCAGCCAAUCACACGGACCGUACUAAGAGUGAGACUCUCUAUUCAGCCGGAAUUCAGAUGGGAUGACAAGGUACAUGGCAGUACAGCUGAAUCGUUCUGGAUCUGGGUGGAGGAUCCUGAUAAUAAUCACAUCUACCACUCAGAGUACUUCCUACUGCAUAAAAAACAGGUGCUAGCAGGGGAAGCCCAGCAGUUGGUGUUCACUAUCCCUAUCUUUGAGCCCCUCCCCUCCCAGUACUACGUGAGAGCCGUGUCAGAUCGCUGGUUGGGAUCUCAGAGUUCAUGUGCAAUAUCAUUUCAACAUCUCAUCUUACCUGAAAGGCAUCCCCCUCAUACAGAGUUACUGGACCUAACCCCCCUCCCUAAGUCUGCCCUAGACGACCCUGCAUUGGAGGCCCUCUACAAGUUUUCUCACUUUAACCCGAUCCAGACCCAGAUCUUCCAUGUCCUGUAUCACACAGACACUAACGUCCUACUGGGGGCCCCCACGGGGUCCGGAAAAACUGUGGCAGCAGAGAUGGCUAUAUUUAGAGUGUUCAGAGAGUAUCCCAAAGCUAAGGCUGUGUAUAUAGCUCCUCUGAAAGCCUUAGUCAGGGAGAGAAUGGAAGACUGGAAGGUCAGGAUAGAACAAAAACUGGGUAAAAAGGUGGUGGAGUUGACAGGGGAUGUAACUCCUGACAUGAGGGCGGUGGCCAAUGCUGACCUGAUUGUGACGACCCCAGAGAAGUGGGACGGGGUCAGUAGGAGCUGGCAGACCAGGAGUUAUGUCAAGGCCGUGUCUCUACUCGUCAUUGACGAGAUACAUCUACUGGGUGAUGACAGAGGACCAGUGUUGGAGGUCAUUGUUUCCCGUACUAACUUUAUCUCCUCCCACACAGAGAAGCCUGUCAGAGUGGUCGGUCUGUCUACAGCGCUGGCUAACGCCCGAGAUCUGGCUGACUGGCUCGGAAUCAAACAGAUGGGCCUGUAUAAUUUCCGUCCCUCGGUGCGACCUGUGCCCCUAGAGGUUCACAUCCAUGGAUUCCCUGGCCAGCACUACUGUCCACGAAUGGCUACCAUGAAUAAACCAACCUUUCAAUCCAUAAAAACUCACUCCCCGGAGAAGCCGGUCCUUGUGUUUGUGUCGUCACGGAGACAGACUCGGCUGACUGCCCUUGACCUGAUUGCCUUCCUUGCUGCGGAGGAUAACCCCAAACAAUGGCUUCAUAUGGGGGAAAUGGAGAUGGAAAACAUCAUAUCAGGUAUUAAAGAUACAAACCUGAAGCUAACUCUGGCAUUCGGAAUUGGUCUUCAUCAUGCUGGCUUGAUAGAACGAGACAGAAAAGUCUGUGAAGAACUCUUUGUCAAUCAGAAAAUACAGUUUGUGAUUCUAGAUGUGCUCCAGAUGAUGGGUCGCGCAGGUCGGCCUCAGUUUGACGACCAAGGAGUGGCCAUGAUCCUGGUACAUGACAUCAAGAAACAUUUCUACAAGCGGUUCUUGUACGAACCAUUUCCUGUGGAGUCCAACCUGUUGGAGGUACUCCCUGACCACAUGAACGCCGAGAUUAUAGCAGGCACAGUGACGUCCAAACAAGACGCCAUGGACUACAUCACGUGGACUUACUUCUUCCGACGCCUUGUACAGAAUCCUACAUAUUAUAACUUGGAUGGUACAGAUUUUGACUCCAUCAACAAGUUUCUGUCAUCUCUUGUGGAGAAGGCUCUGUAUGAGCUGGAGUGUUCCUACUGUAUCGAGAUAGAUGAUGACCAGAGAGGUGUCCGACCUUUGACCCUGGGGAGGAUAGCAUCCUAUUAUUACCUGAACCACAAGACCAUGAGGAUGUUUAGGGAUGAACUUAAGGCUGAGUGUACCAUGUCAGACCUCAUACAGAUUCUCUCUGAUGCAGAGGAGUAUGCCCAGUUACCUGUCAGACACAAUGAGGACCAAAUUAACAGUGAACUUGCCCAGAAGGUGCCCCUGGAGGUGAACCCCCACACUUACGACUCCUCCCACACCAAGACCCACAUCCUGUUACAGUGCCACUUUGGUCAGCUGCCCCUCCCCUCCACCGACUACAAUACUGACACCAAGUCAGUACUGGACCAAGCCAUCAGAAUUCUACAGGCCAUGCUGGACGUCAGCGCAGAUGAGGGAUGGCUAGUGACCUCCCUUAGAAUUACACAGCUCAUUCAGAUGGUUGUUCAAGGUCGAUGGUACCAUGACAGUGCCCUCUUGACCUUACCUCACAUGACCCCAUAUCAUCUCAGUUGCCUAAGACCCAGAGGUGGAGGAGCCAAGAAAAAAGGCUUCCCUGAUAUACAGGGCCCUAUACAGACCCUCCCAGAAUUCCUUGCUGUGUGUGAUGGGAAGUUUGAUGCUGUAAUGGCUUUGCUCGGGGAUGACAUGCAGAGGAAUCAGGUGGACCAGCUCUACCAGGUGAUCGGGACCCUGCCUCAGAUACAGGUCAACAUAGAGGUCAAAGGUUGGUGGGAAGGAGGCAUAGGUCAACAGGAAGCCAGGAAGGUCAACAAAUCACACACAGGUGGUCGUAGACCUGACAGUGAUUGGAUUCCAGUACACGCAGACCAAGAGUAUGUCAUAGAGGUCAGCCUACAAAGAAUCAACAAACUCAAGGAUGAGGGCUCUGGCACAAGGUUUCCCAAGCCCAAGGAUGAGGGCUGGUUUCUGAUUGUGGGGGACAUUGAGAAUCGUGAAGUGAUGGCCCUGAAGAGAGUGAGUUACAUCAGGGGGUCAUCUAAACAGUCGUUAGCCAUCUACACUCCGGAGAACACAGGACGUGUGAUCUACACCCUGUACUUGAUGAGUGAUUCCUAUCUAGGGCUGGAUCAGCAGUAUGACAUUUGUCUGGAUGUUAUUCCGGCCAGUAUAGAGACACAAGUCAACACAGAAAUAGCUAACGAACUGGAGGAACUGGAUUUUGAGGAAUCCUGAUGACUCGGAUUUCUGGAUUUGUACUCCCGAGUUCUAUCUGGAUUUAUACUUUGUGUUCUGUGAUAAGCUGGAGAGAGGUCUGUUAAACUAACAGAGGGUGUGACAUUCACUGUUAUUUGAUUUUCAAUCAAAAUAAAGGAUCUGUUAAUUUCUUUCAGAAAAUUAUGCUGAAAAUGUUAUAUUUAUUGAGACAUUAAAAUCAUGAAAUCAUUAAAAUUUUCUUUCUUUU